Molecule: messenger RNA, 1811 nt
Organism: Dipodomys spectabilis (banner-tailed kangaroo rat)
Lineage: Eukaryota; Metazoa; Chordata; Mammalia; Rodentia; Heteromyidae
Gene: Krr1
Product: KRR1 small subunit processome component homolog
Exons: 11
Coding region: 452-1648 (398 amino acids)
Cellular component (GO): small-subunit processome; nucleolus
Molecular function (GO): RNA binding
Source: RefSeq, a predicted model, not a curated record
CAAUGAAUACUGGGUGUUCUUGCCAUUUCUUGCCCUGGAUGACCAUAUAUUUUCCUAUUUGCACCUCCUACUAAACCCUAAAACAUACCUGUCAAGCAUACAGAUAUUUAUUGAGAGAUAUCAACUGUAGUCUCAUUGCACUCAGUGGCCAAACUCGGAGCAAAACGAUUCCAGUUUAGACCCUGGGGCCACCAAACUACAGACCGACACAUUGGUAAACUACAAUUCCCAGAAUGCAGUUGAACUCCGAGGUUGCAGUGUAUCUUGGGAAGGAUGUCCUCAGCUCUGCGUGGGCCCCGGGGCGGGGAAGCGCCGAAGUUGGUGCUUGAGCGUACGGAGACUGUGAGGAUCUCGCCUGAAUUUCCUCGGAACUCAUUUUGCCCGGCAGCUGUUUUAGCCGGCAGGAUUGAAGAACCGUGUCACUUCCGGUAAUACCGGAAGUCGCUCGAAAAUGGCGUCCUCCACGGUAGGCAGUCCUGCUUCUGGAGCGGUGGGACCUACGAAGAAAGAAUUUCGAAAUCAGAAGCCGGAUACAGAAAACCGAGAUGAACCAGAACUCCUUACUGUUCCUGAUGGUUGGAAGGAACCCCCUUUUUCUAAAGAAGACAAUCCCAGAGGACUCUUGGAAGAAAGCAGUUUUGCAACUUUGUUUCCAAAAUAUAGAGAGGCUUACUUGAAAGAGUGUUGGCCUUUGGUGCAGAAAGCCUUGAGUGAACAUCAUGUCAAUGCAACUCUGGACCUGAUUGAGGGCAGUAUGACUGUGUGUACUACAAAGAAGACUUUUGAUCCAUACAUUAUUGUUAGAGCCAGAGACCUAAUAAAACUGUUAGCAAGGAGUGUUUCAUUUGAACAGGCAGUACGAAUUCUUCAGGAUGAUGUGGCAUGUGAUAUUAUUAAAAUAGGUUCUUUAGUAAGAAAUAAAGAGAGAUUUGUAAAAAGAAGACAACGGCUUAUUGGUCCCAAAGGAUCUACAUUGAAGGCAUUGGAACUCCUAACAAACUGUUACAUCAUGGUUCAAGGAAAUACAGUUUCAGCCAUCGGACCUUUUAGUGGCUUAAAGGAGGUUCGAAAAGUAGUACUAGAUACCAUGAAGAAUAUUCAUCCAAUUUAUAACAUUAAAACCUUAAUGAUUAAACGAGAAUUGGCAAAAGAUUCUGAAUUACGAUCACAAAGUUGGGAGAGAUUUUUGCCACAGUUCAAACACAAAAAUGUGAACAAACGCAAAGAACCAAAGAAGAAAAGUGUUAAGAAGGAGUAUACACCAUUCCCACCACCCCAGCCAGAAAGCCAGAUUGAUAAAGAACUGGCUAGUGGUGAAUACUUUUUGAAGGCAAAUCAGAAGAAACGACAGAAAAUGGAAGCAGUAAAGGCUAAACAAGCAGAAGUUCUUAGUAAGAGACAAGAGGAAAGAAACAAAGCAUUUAUUCCACCUAAAGAAAAACCAACUGUGAAACCAAAGGAAGUGCAUGUUUUUAGUACCUAUGUGAAGAACCAGAUGACAGUAACUGCUUGGUUUAUUUUUGGGUUCUGUAUUCUUUUACAUUGGUCUGGAUGUCAGAUUUUGUGCCAACCCCAUCCUUUUUUAUUACAAUGGGUCUCCAGCAUUUCUCUCUCUGCUCAGGAUUGCUUAAAACACUAUAUUCUGUGAAUAUAAUUGGUUUUAUAAAAGCUUCUACUGAAACUAAAAUUGACGUGGCGAGCAUCAAAGAAAAAGUUAAGAAAGCAAAAAUGAAGAAGCUGGGAGCUCUUACAGCUGAGGAAGUUAAGCUUAAGAUGGAAGCAGAUGGAAAGAAAAAGAAGAAAAAAUAACA